This is a messenger RNA of Schistocerca nitens (vagrant locust), 1779 nucleotides long. RefSeq names its product cytochrome P450 6k1-like. The transcript is spliced from 6 exons. The record is from RefSeq and is a predicted model, not a curated record. Gene Ontology annotation, molecular function: oxidoreductase activity, acting on paired donors, with incorporation or reduction of molecular oxygen; heme binding; monooxygenase activity. Lineage: Eukaryota; Metazoa; Arthropoda; Insecta; Orthoptera; Acrididae. Bases 1 to 1779 code for a protein of 592 amino acids.
AUGGCCCUCUACUUCGAUUCAUGGGCGACUGAGAUGUUGGCCGUCCUGUCAACGCUUUUCAUGAUAAUGUAUGUAACGUUUAAAAUCAAUUGCACGUACUGGAAGAAGAAAGGUCUGCCAUAUAUGGAGCCGUCUUUCCCACUGGGAAAUGGCUGGAACCCAAUACUAAUGAGGAAAUGCCUGGGCGAAGAUAUGAAAGACGUGUACUUUGAAACAGAAGGCAAAGCUGUCGUCGGUAUUUACUCAUUAAAUAAUCCUCUUCUCGUUGUGCGGGAUCCAGAACUUAUCAAAAUGAUCAUGGUGAGGGAUUUCAACUACUUUCCUGACCGGGGCAUCUACGUAGACGAGGAGACAGAUCACCUGUCGGCGCACCUCUUCUUCCUCGGAGGAACCAAGUGGCGGUCUCUGCGCCAGAAGCUGACGCCCACGUUCACGUCGGGAAAAAUGCGCGCCAUGUUCGGCAUAGUGCUCGACUGCGCUCGUAUUAUGGUUGACGUCAUACCCUCGGGCAGAGAUGUGGAAGUCCGUGAGCUGGUUGCCCGCUACUCUACUGACGUCAUCGCUUCCUGCGCCUUCGGCAUCGACGUCGACAGUCAGCACUAUCCUGAGGCGGAGUUUCGGCAAUGGGGGCGGCGCUUCUUCCAGACAUCCCUGCGCUCUUACCUUACUCUGUCUCUGGGAUUCUCUAAUCCCAAGCUGCGCACCCUGCUGCCUUUACCCUUCACACCGAAGGAUAUCGCGGAUUACUUCACACGCGUUGUUGAUGACACAGUCAAACACCGAGAGAAGACAGGUAUCAUCAGGAAGGACUUCAUGCAGUUGAUGAUUCAGUUGAAGAACAAUGGAUAUGUUGAUGACAGCUUCUCAAUCACUGGGAAGAAGGGUGCUGAACAUGGAAAUAAGACACUGACGACCAAGGAGAUGGCAGCACAGGCGUGGGUGUUCUUCCUCCGGGGGUUCAAGACCUCUUCCACCACCGUAAGCUUCUGCCUGUACGAGCUCUCUAGACAUCCAGAUAUCCAGAAGAAACUGCAAGAAGAAGCUGAUGACGUAAUAAGAAAGACCAACGGUAAUGUGACGUAUGAUGAUAUAAUGACCAAGAUGCCAUACAUGGAAAAGGUGGUAAACGCAUUGCAGGACUUCGCCAAAGAUGCUCUUAGAUUCUACCUGGACAGUAUCACAAAUACUUCACGUAUAUUUGGCUACUCUUCAGGUGAGAGAAUACCUGAGAUGGCCGUCUUAUCUGUGGCAGAAUUUAGUUUUGGCAUGCGUUUCGGGUUGAUGCAGGUGAAGACGGCAAUAGUACAUCUGCUGUCGAAAUUUGAUAUUCUGCCCGUCGGAGACAUGCAGUCGAAGCUACGCAUGGCUCCAAACACUGUAGUGCUGACACCAAUCGGCGGAAUCCACCUGAGGUUGGAGCGGCGGCAAGAUGGUAAAAUUGAAGAUGAACUCUAUCGAGAAUCUACCGUCGCUGAGAGGGAAGAAAAAGAAAGUAUUCUGGCAAGUGUCAAGGGAACCAUCAAAGGUGUAGCAACCAUUAUCCUCCUCGACAUAGGUGCGAGUGUAUCGGUGAUGAACGCACAAUUUUUUAAGAAGGUAAAGACGGCGAUCGUACAUCUGCUGUCAAAAUUUGACAUUCUGCCUGAAGGAGACAAGCAGCUACGCAUGGAUCCAAGCCUCCCAGGACUUAUACCGAUCGGCGGAAUCAACUUUUGGGGUUCGAGCGGCGACAACAGCCUGCGUGCUGAAGAUCUUCUGCUGCUGUGGACAGCUCUGUAG